Camellia sinensis is the source of this 2770-nucleotide messenger RNA. The record is from RefSeq and is a predicted model, not a curated record. Lineage: Eukaryota; Viridiplantae; Streptophyta; Magnoliopsida; Ericales; Theaceae.
GGAUGAACUCCAUGAAUUUGGACAUUAGACCAUCAAUGGAAGGCCUCAAACUUUCUUUCUUCUUCACCUCUUUAUUUUCCAUGUUUAUAAUGUCCAGUGCAGUAGACAUAAUAACUAAAACCCAGUUCAUUACAGGCAGCCAGACCGUAGUUUCAUCUGGUGGGAGCUUUGAGAUGGGAUUUUUCAGCCCGGGCAAUCCCCAGAAUCAAUACUUGGGAAUAUGGUACAAGAAAAUAUCUUCUAGGACUGUUGUAUGGGUUGCCAACGGAGAAAUCCCACUCAUCGAUUCAUCAGGUGUCUUGAAGGUAAUUGACCCUGGAAUUCUGGCUCUUCUCAAUGGUACCAGCAGUGUCAUUUGGUCUGCCAAUGUGACAAGAUCCACAGUACAGGAUCCUAUUGGUCAACUUUUAGAGUCAGGAAAUCUUGUCGUGAGAGAUGCCAAUGAUGACAACCCAGAGCAUUUUCUCUGGCAAAGUUUUGAUCAUCCAUGUGAUACUUUUUUACCAGGCAUGAAACUUGGAAAAAAUUUUGUAAGUGGCUUAGAGCGGCACCUUUCAUCAUGGAAGAGCUCUGAUGAUCCAGGUCAAGGUGAUUUUGCAUUUCGGUGUGAUCCCCAAGGAUAUCCACAACUUAUUCUGAGUAAUGGUUCCAUUGAGCUGUUCCGGACUGGACCAUGGAAUGGUCUUGGAUUCAGUGGGACUCCAGGCCUGAAACCAAAUUCCAUCUACACAUAUGGAUUGGUUUUCACCAAGGAGGAGGUGUAUUUCGAUUAUGAUAUCGUUAACAGCUCAGUUGUUUCAAGGUUGGCUCUAAGUCAUGAUGGCAUUAUGCGGCACUCGACAUGGAUUGAUCGAACCCAGGAAUGGGUCCUUUACCUGACUGCACCGAUAGAUAAUUGUGAUUAUUACAAACUGUGUGGUCCAUAUGGUAGCUGUAACGUUGGAAACUCGCGAAGAUGUGGUUGCUUAAGUAAAUUUGUGCCCCGGAAUCAAACAGAAUGGGGAAAUGGAGAUUAUUCUAAUGGGUGUGUUCGGAGGACACCAUUGGAUUGCCAUAAUGGAGAUGGGUUUCUCAAAUAUUCGCGAUAUAAAAUGUCAGACACACGCAACUCGUGGUUUGACAGGAGCAUGACCCUGAUGGAAUGUGAGACAGUGUGCUUGAAAAACUGCUCUUGUAUGGCUUACACAAAUUUAGACAUGAGAGGAGAUGGAAGUGGCUGCUUGCUUUGGUUUGAUGAAUUGAUUGAUAUGCAAGAGUUCAGUGAAAAUGGGCAAGGCAUUUACAUAAGGAUGGCUUCCUCUGAGUUAGGUCAAGCUGACCACAACUUGAAGGCAAGAAAGAGGCUUGUAGUCAUCUCAGUAAUCUUGACAGGAACACUUGCCUUGGGCAUUUCAUCGUACAUUUGGAAGAAAAAGUGGAAGCCAAAGACAGAAGGACGAAGAAGACGUCAUCCUGGAGAAGCUUACUACAAAGAAGCCAAGAAUGAAGAUAUAGAAUUACCGUUAUUUCACUUUUUUACAAUCACUAAAGCUACAGAAAACUUUGCAAUUAACAAUAAGCUUGGAGAGGGCGGAUUUGGACCUGUUUACAAGGGUAUGCUAGAAGGGGGACAAGAGAUUGCUGUGAAGUUGCUUUCGAAGAAUUCAAAACAAGGAGUUGAUGAGUUCAAGAAUGAAGUCAUCUGCAUUGCCAAGCUUCAGCAUCGGAAUCUUGUAAAGCUUCUAGGAUAUUGCAUUCAAGGAGAAGAAAGGUUGUUAAUAUAUGAAUACAUGCCCAACAAUAACUUGGACUCCUUUAUUUUCGAUCAAUCACAAAAGAUGCUACUGGAUUGGCCUAUGCGCUUCCACAUCAUCAAUGGAAUUGCUCGGGGGCUUCUUUAUCUUCAUCAAGAUUCCAGAGUGAGAAUUAUCCAUAGAGAUCUGAAAGGUAGCAAUAUUUUACUAGACCAUGAGAUGAAUCCAAAAAUAUCAGACUUUGGCUUAGCCAGAAUUUUUGAAGGAAAUGAGACGAUAGCAAAUACGAAAAGAGUAGUUGGAACAUAUGGGUACAUGUCUCCCGAAUAUGCAAUUGAGGGGCUAUUCUCAGUAAAGUCCGACGUAUUUAGCUUUGGUGUUUUGGUAUUAGAAGUAGUGAGUGGGCAGAGAAACAGAGGAUUUUUUCACCCAAGUCACCACCUCAACCUUCUUGGACACGCCUGGAGAUUAUACAAGGAAGGCAAGGCUACAGAGUUGAUUGAUGUACAACUACGGAACUCAUGCAAUCUAACUGAAGUGUUACGUUCAAUUCAUGUGGGUUUAUUGUGUGUGCAACAACAGCCUAAGGAUAGGCCUAGCAUGGAAAGUGUGGUUUUGAUGUUCAGUAGAGAGGGUGCUCUGACUCAUCAGCCUAAACAACCUGGUUUUUUCACUGAAAGAAAUCUCCUUGAAACAGAGUCAGAAAGAAGAAAGAUUGAACAAUGUUCAGCCAAUAUGGUCACCAUAACACAGUUAGAGGCCCGAUAGAAGACAAUUCUUGUUGGUGUGUAAUUGUUAUGAUCCAAGCAGGACCUUUGAGUUUGUUUAGCUAAUGAACACAAUGUCAAAGUUGUCUUUCUUGGCAAUGAGCUUCAGAAAUCUUGGCUUAUGGACACCAUGUUAAGCCUUGUUUUCUAUGCUACAAUUCGACUUACCUAUGUCUUUUACUUAGUUUGAUUGCUUUUCCUUGUCUUGUGUUGGCUAUUUGUUUGUUUCAGAUUUGUGUAUCUAAAUAUAACAAUGGGUAAUCAUAUCUU